CUGCCUCGCGGCCCCGCCCCCAGGCCCGACGUCCUCGAAGCUGCUCGAGCUUCUGCCCAGCAACCGGCGCGAGCCGCGCGCUGUGCAGAGGCAGCCGUGGAAGGCGGCUCCCGGCGCUGGCAGGCGGCCGCCCCCAGACCCGCAGUGCCAUGCGCAGGUGCUUGCGCCCGUUCUUCAGUUAGCGAUCUUUUGGUUAGGAACGCAGGUGGACCUGCUUGUUUGGCCAUUUGCAUUCCGGAGUCUGCCUCUGGCCGCGGCCUGUGAGAUGGUCGUUGGGCUUCCUCGUUCGUUCAGAUGCUUCGCGAUUUAGCUUGCUACGGACGCCAGCAGCCAGCGCUUGCAGAGAGCGCGGUCCACUCUGCUCUGAGGGCUUUACAGGGGCAGGCGCUGCUAUUUCCCGGCAUUUUCCUCGAGGAAAUAGGCACAGAGAGGUUAGUCGCGCGCUGAAGGUCACACAGCCGGCGGGUGGGCAAGUCGGGAUCUGGCCGUGGGCCUGCAGCCCUGGAGCUUGGGCCCCAGGGCGCGCCCUGCCUCUGUGGCUCUGCCUGUGGAUCGCAGUUGCAGGCUCGCUCCUUGUGGGGCCUCUAGCCUCCCGGCCUGGGGCUAAUCCUGGGAGGUGCGUGGCAUGGGGCACUGGCUUUGCUGAUGAGGAGACCAGACUUCAGAGGCCGUGUCACCUGGCCUGGGCCGCACAGCCAGAGGCCUGGCUGUCAGGAGGGUUCCUCCCCGAGGACACACACGCAACCUCCUGGACCGCCAGGCUUUAGACUUUUAAAACUUCUAUAUGCAGGAAACCCCACAGGACGCAGCCAGCAUCUCGGGUCAUGGGUGCACCCGUCACCGCAGUCCUGGGCUAAACAGUGAACAGGAGCUCUGUGUCUCUGUGGUCGUUACAGUUGUAGUGAAUGUUCCCUGGGAGAGUCCUCUUCAGAAGAUAUUUGCCGUAUUUUCAACAAAGGACUCUCCAGGAUGGAUGAGCAACUACAAGUCAGGAAGGAAAAGGCUGACAACCCAGUUUUUUAAAAAACGGGCAAAGGACGAGAACAGACACCAUGCAAUGGCCCAGAGUGCACACAUCAUCAUUUCUCCCAGGAAUGGGGUGCCCGAGCCCCGAGGCGGCUGAACUUGAGACUUGUCACGUAGUGUUGGUGGAAUGCAGAGCAGCUGGAGAUCACCUGCUGCAGGUGGGUGUGUAACUUCGCACGGCCAAGCCGUUUGGAAAGCUGUAGCGUAUGCAUGAGAGUCCGGAAAGUUCCGAGAGAAAGUGUGUGGAUGCACCCGCCAAGGACACACCCACCGAGGCCACAGCUACGAUUUCAUAGUGUGGGACCCCACUGGCAAAGACACGCUGGCUGCUGUGGCCGUGGUUUCUGUCCCAGCCGUCUGUUUCCAUAGAAAAAGGUAACGGGCAUAAGCAGUUUCCAGGAGAAAUACAAAUGGCCAGAGUGGAGACAGCCUACAUGUCCAUCAGCAACAGAAAGUAUCAGCAGGUUGUGGUGGGUCCACUUGGGGAAUGCAGUGAGAAGGAAUAACUUACAGCAACACACAAGACCUGGGCCACAGCUGUCUCCUGGGCUGCCAGGAUAGAACUGCUGAGCCGCCAGAGACCCGUGCCUGUAUAUUCCACGCUUUGCGCACCUGCUGGAAUUCGGGGAGAAGAACCACGAGGUGUCCAUGACUGCCCUGAGGCUCCUACAGAGGAUGAAGCGGGACUGGAUGCACACAGGCCGGCGCCCCUCGGGCCUCUGUGGAGCAGCGCUCCUGGUUGCAGCCAGAAUGCAUGACUUCAGGAGGACUGUGAAGGAGGUCAUCAGUGUGGUCAAAGUGUGUGAGUCCACGCUGCGGAAGAGGCUCACGGAAUUUGAAGACACCCCCACCAGUCAGUUGACCAUUGAUGAGUUCAUGAAGAUCGACCUGGAGGAGGAGUGCGACCCCCCCUCGUACACAGCUGGGCAGAGGAAGCUGCGGAUGAAGCAGCUUGAACAAGUCCUGUCAAAAAAACUGGAGGAGGUUGAAGGUGAAAUAUCCAGUUACCAGGAUGCAAUUGAGAUUGAACUAGAAAACAGCCGGCCAAAGGCCAAGGGGGGCCUGGCCAGCCUGGCAAAAGAUGGCUCCACCGAGGACACCGCGUCCAGCUUGUGUGGCGAGGAGGACACGGAGGACGAGGAGCUGGAAGCCGCGGCCAGCCACCUGAACAAAGACUUAUACCGGGAGCUCCUUGGUGGCGCCCCCGGCAGCUCGGAAGCAGCCGGAAGCCCCGAGUGGGGCGGCAGACCUCCGGCCCUGGGGUCCCUGCUGGACCCCCUCCCCACCGCAGCCAGCCUGGGCAUCUCAGACUCCAUCCGCGAAUGCAUCUCCUCUCAGAGCAGCGACCCCAAAGAUGCUUCAGGAGACGGUGAGCUGGACCUCAGUGGCAUUGAUGACCUGGAGAUUGACAGGUACAUCCUGAAUGAGUCGGAAGCCCGCGUGAAGGCCGAGCUGUGGAUGAGGGAGAACGCCGAGUACCUGCGGGAACAGAGGGAAAAAGAAGCAAGAAUAGCGAAAGAGAAGGAGCUCGGCAUCUACAAGGAACACAAGCCCAAGAAGUCUUGCAAGCGACGGGAGCCAAUUCAGGCCAGUACCGCCAGGGAGGCCAUCGAGAAGAUGCUGGAGCAGAAGAAGAUCUCCAGCAAGAUCAAUUAUAGCGUGCUCCGGGGCCUCAGCAGCGCCGGCGGGGGCAGUCCGCACAGGGAGGAUGCACAGCCCGAGCAUAGCGCCAGUGCCAGGAAGCUGUCACGAAGGAGGACGCCGGCCAGCAGAAGUGGGGCUGACCCUGUGACCAGUGUGGGGAAAAGGUUGAGGCCUCUGGUGUCUACGCAGCCAGCAAAGAAGGUGGCCACGGGAGAGGCUUUGCUCCCAAGCUCUCCCACCCUCGGAGCUGAGCCUGCCAGGCCCCAGGCGGUGCUGGUGGAGAGCGGGCCCGUGUCAUACCACGCCGACGAGGAGGCUGACGAGGAGGAGCCCGACGAGGAGGAUGGGGAGCCCUGCGUCAGUGCCCUGCAGAUGAUGGGCAGCAACGACUAUGGCUGUGAUGGCGACGAGGACGACGGCUACUGAAGUGUGGCCUCCAGGCAGGUGAUGUCCUGGCAGGGGGCCUCGCGGGUCUCCUCAGCAUCAGACGGGCUUCCAGGACCACAGCAGGCAGGCCCCAGCGCCGAGACUCCUGGUGACAGGUGGCACCUGUCCCACAGCCCUCGUCCCAUGUGGAACUUACCAUUGGGAUUGUGUUUCUAUUCAGCAAGGGAAACCGGACCAAGCGUCUGCAUGUGUGUGAUCAGAUGUGGGCCGGGUGUGUGCAGGGCUGGGUCCCGCUGCCUGCCGUCGACUCAUCCAAGGACCCUCCAAGGCUGGCAGUGUGGUGUUGCUACUAUUAAGGAAACAGGCUUGGGGCAGCCCCACUGCUGGUCCAAGUGUGUGGAGGGCUGAGUGUGCUGGCCCUGUGACUCAGGACCAGCUCUGGAGUCCCCAGCCCACCCUCCGCACCGUCCCCUCCUGAGCAGCACUCGGCGCCAGCAGCCUCUGCCAGAGUGGAAGCCAGAGCCCUGCAGGUGUCCGGCGCAGCCGUGGGAGCUGAGGAUCUGGUACUUGAGAGGCAGCAGCUCCUUGAAGGUCCUCUGCCUCCAGCUGUGGCCCUGCAUCCAGAUACCUGCCUCGUCCGAGGCAGACACCCCCACCCCUGCCUCCUCCAGACCCCCUUCCCCGCUGCCUGCACCGCCUGGAGCAGCAUGGGGGUCAGACCCCUGCUCCAGGGCCACUUGAGUUGUGGGCCCAGGAGCCCUGCGGCUGCUGGCAGGUGAACUGAGUGCCCGACAGCUGAGACCAGCGCCCACCCGUCCUGAGCAUAGCUCUGUAGGCAGUGCGGGCAUAGCUUGCAUAGUGUCCUGGCGCUGGGAGUUCCCCGUGGACAGAGCCAGAGGGCAGUGGCGCUCCCUGUCAGAGCUGGAUCAGGCCCCCCAUCGAGGAGGGAGGGCAGACGGAGGCCCGAGAGCCUCCCCAGGCCUCUUCGUGGGAAGGCCUCAGUACCAGUCGUAGGGGGUCUCAGCUCUGGCAUGGCUGCCCCGGAUGUGGCCAAGGAGGGGGCUUCACCCUGUGUCCUUAGGAGAGGGUGGCCUUGAGGCAGAGCCGUGCCUCACUGACCCCCAGGGGCCUCAUCCUCCCCAUGGAAUGGGCUGUAUGUCCUGCCCCAACUUGGCCCGCAGCAGGCCAGACCCCCCUACCCCCGCCCAGAGCUCAGCAGCCAGCCUGGGUCCUGCCAGGGCUUCUCGAGGGCUUGGGGGAAGAAUAGAUUUAGUAAAGCAGGAAGAUCUGUUGUUACUUAACAGAAA
Pan troglodytes (chimpanzee) is the source of this 4364-nucleotide messenger RNA. It is a transcript of the gene BRF1, whose product is annotated as BRF1 RNA polymerase III transcription initiation factor subunit. Gene Ontology annotation, biological process: transcription preinitiation complex assembly; transcription by RNA polymerase III; DNA-templated transcription initiation. The coding region runs from base 1675 to 3096 and encodes 473 amino acids. The transcript has 14 exons. Gene Ontology annotation, molecular function: RNA polymerase III general transcription initiation factor activity; RNA polymerase III type 3 promoter sequence-specific DNA binding; TBP-class protein binding. Gene Ontology annotation, cellular component: transcription factor TFIIIB complex; nucleus; transcription preinitiation complex. The record is from RefSeq and is a predicted model, not a curated record. NCBI's taxonomy places the organism in Eukaryota, Metazoa, Chordata, Mammalia, Primates, Hominidae.